AAAGAGAUUGGAUUACAGAAGAAAUCUUGGAAAUGAUGGAGGACAGAAAAAGGCAAAAGAUAUUAAAAGAAACGAAAUUGCAAUAUCUCGGACAUGUGAUAAGAGGCGAAAGAUACAACAUCUUGAGACUUAUAAUUCAAGGAAAAAUAGAGGGUAGGAGAAGCGUAACAAGAAGACGUGUUUCCUGGUUGAAGAACCUGAGAGAUUAGUUUGGUUGCAGCUCAAGGCAAUUGUUCAGAGCAGCUGCCUCGAAGGUCAUAAUAGCUAUGAUGAUUGCCAACCUUCGUCGCGGUGGUGGUAUUUAA
Molecule: messenger RNA, 305 nt
Organism: Diabrotica balteata
Lineage: Eukaryota; Metazoa; Arthropoda; Insecta; Coleoptera; Chrysomelidae
Source: the annotation of a GenBank genome assembly